CAUUCACCUCAUGUGCAAAAGUAGCGAACUCUGCGAGAAUCUGGUCUUAGUAGGGCUUACGGAAGUAAUAGGGAAGGUAGCAGCAUUUGAAACGCCCAAAGGAGUCAUUGCCAUGCAGCUUUUGCACACAGUUGAGGGUGAAGAUGAGGAGUGAAUUUUGGAUCGUCGCCCAGCAGACGGACGAGGUCGGCGUUUUGUACCCACUUCCAGCCAAGUGGAUAACCCAACCGGCUGACGGCUGGAGGGUCGGGGCCGUAACUGAAGCCUCAUUUGUGCAGAAGCACAGUGACAAGAAAAACGAGACGUUUACCUGGGCCUGCAAGAGGGCAGUAGAUAAGGACACCGACUUCACUGACCGAGGUGCCACCUGGAAACAGGUGACUGUCAAGCUGAAAUGCGGACCCUUCAAUGGCUAUGAUGCUGCGAUGGAGGCGCUGAAGGAUAAGAAUCUCUCGUCGAGUAGUCCCACGGAUGCUGACAACAGCAGCAGCGGCAGUGAUACAUCCUCGGACUCGGAUGACGGAGGUGCCACACCAGUUCUGACCCAGCUAACUAGCAGUACUGCACUCCCCCAGCAAAGUAGCCAUCCAAUUUUGCAAUCGGCGGCGGUGUCACACACACAGGCUCAUCAGUCGCAGCAGCCUCUCAUUCAGAAGCAACUGCAGCCACCCACGUCGAGUUCAAAUGCGCUGCCCAAGAUGCCGUCGGCGACUUGCAUCUCCUGCCGCUGUGCUGCUGGAUUGUUGCUACAGCCGACACCACAUGAGUUGACCGCUAUUAAGGUGCUGGCUGCGAAGCUGAAGGACAGAGCAUUUUGCCAGGAUUCGCCCCCUGAAGACUUUUCUUACUGGCUCGCCAUGAUGACGGCCACCAACGCGUAUCAACUUAUCCGUCUGGAGUCGCAGAUCCAGCAAAAUCAGACAGCGAUUAUGGCAGCGAUACAGGACCUAGCGCGCGGGACGGGCGUGCGAGGCAGAGAAGCUGGUGCAAAGACACCAAUGAACCAGCUGUUUGGGUACUCCUUUCCCAUCGACAAUCUGUGGAAACUUGUUGACCUGAAUAACAAGCUCAAGGAGGAGGGGCAGCACCUUGACCGUUACCGUGAGGAGUGUGCAAUCAGGGGAGGCGCAACGGUAAAGGACGCGGUGAGGCGUGUGCACGAGUACGUUAUGCAGUACUCGGUGUCACGGCAAGUAAAUGCAACGGGGACGUCCUUCACGUCCCUCGACCUUGAAGAGAGAGCGCAGUUUACUACGACAAAGGAUGGAGCACAAGUGAAAUUAACGAAGAAAAUGUCGCUCAGGAAAGAGUUAAAGGCAUUUCGCGACGUGACUGUCGAUGUAAUUCUAAACAUGAAAGGCUUUCGCUCUGACGAGGUGGUCACCCUCUGCUCUGUGCAGACUGCAUUCGGGCAGUUUUAUCACGCAGCGCGGGACCAACAACUCCAGGCCACAGGGGCGCCGCGGAAGAGGCGCCGCGAGGAUGGCAGGGGCCCCGACGAAGUCGACAUGCAGCAACUAUUAUUAGGGGUCAUUGAUAAUGUUGCUGACGGCCAGCAGGCAACCUCAUCUCGUGCGACCGAUCAAGGCGGGUCGGGCUGGAUGCCGACGACGGCGGAAAGGACUGGUGAUUCAGAAUAUGACGACGAACUUUUAGGAACGGACGAAAACAUUUCUCUGGACGGCCAAGUUGCCCGCACGAGGACAUUGGGCUUGAAAGAAUUUUAAUUUUUUUUUCCUAAAUUGUGUUAAUGUGUUUGUUACUGCUGUAAGUUACAAUUAGGGGGGGGGGGUAAGUGAGAAAAAAUGAAAUUACACUAAAAACUCAAUAGUGUUCAUAGCAUGCACACUGUACAAACAGUGUGCAUGGUAUGCACACCGUACGAACAGUGUGCAGGACAUGCAAACAAUAGCUUUGAAAACUUAACAGUUGGCACUACUUCCUUUCAGACACAUGCCUUUGCAAAUUAGACGACAUUUUCGGUUUUCUCGGGAGAAGAGUUUUAGAACGAGUUACCAUGUGAUAUGGUUCAAAUCCACCACUUCCAUAACUUCGUUAAUGCUACCAGAACAUUCGAAGGAAUUUCGGCAGUGGUGAGUUUAAACCCUAUCGCAUGGAAGCUCGUUUGGAAGCUUUUUUGACGAGGAAAGUGGAGAUGCCUCCCACUUUUCAAGAUUAUGCGUCCGAAAGGAAAUCGUGAACAAUUGCUGAGUUUUAGAGCAAUUGUGUGCAUGCUAUGCACACUGUGGAGUUUUCAGUGUGUUGGAUUCUCUGACCAAAAAAAUUGAAAUACUGAAAAUGCACUAUUUUCCCUUCUUGGAGGAUUCAUUAUCAUGUAGCGUUUUGUUCUGAUUCGAUUGAUCCUAUCAGUAAGUACCUUAACGUCAUGGGAAACUAUAGUUAUUAGCCAAAACCCACUUAAAAGUGGUAUAGCCAGAAUGUGACAAUGCGUGCAUCAUUCCUUCAAAACCUCAAGGUUUAAAAAUACCCCGUCAAGGUUUUUAAAAUCAAAAAAGUUAAUACUAUAAGUUAUGAGUGCAUUCUUUAAUGGUUUUGACCCCUAGAAGAUUGCUCUGCAAACGUGUUGGGUUUGCAGAGUACUCUACACUAAGAAGGAACUAUCGUUGCACUACAUUGCAAACUUUUUAAAGGUAUUGCCAUAUCUAAUUUUAUUUGUUCGCCUCUUAUAAGUUAUACAUGUGUGUUUAUGUGACUUGUUUUUAUUAAGUUAGGUCUGUACAAAUGUAUAUAUAGAUAAUUUGGGACACUGGAUGUAGUUCUACUUUUUAUAUAUUCGUAUCAUUCGGACAAGCCAUUUAAUACACUGUAAAUUCAAGUGUGUGAAUGUCGCACACUUGUAGUUCUGUGAACAUCCAUUCGUACACUUACGAGGGUAAACGUGUGAAUUUUCUAGGAAAACUUCACACGUUUACCCCCUUGAGUGUGCGAAUGGAUUUUCACACACCUACAAGUGUGCGCCAUUCACACACUUAAGUUUCAAAUGUAACUAGUACAGCAAGUUUUUAUGUAAUUAUGUACGUACAACCGCUUGUGAGUGGCAUCUAUCAAUUUUGAUCCUUAUUUUUUUUAGUUUGUGAGUAUUUAUCGAUGAGUGUCUUUUUGUGCAUGUGUGCCCAUAGCAGUUAUUAAUUUGUUUGAUGGCAUUGUUUCGUGAUUUUAUUUGAUAUCUGCAAUAAUUUUUUGGAACAAUAAUAUACUAUCUCUGGUAUUCUCAUGA
Frankliniella occidentalis (western flower thrips) is the source of this 3238-nucleotide messenger RNA. RefSeq lists its product as uncharacterized. The record is from RefSeq and is a predicted model, not a curated record. The transcript has 7 exons. Bases 144 to 1727 code for a protein of 527 amino acids. NCBI's taxonomy places the organism in Eukaryota, Metazoa, Arthropoda, Insecta, Thysanoptera, Thripidae.